AUGGACAUUACUGACUUAUUGAAUUACGGGAAUUUUCUUGAUCUAUCAGCUGAAUCCCAAGCACACCUCGUCGCCCUACUUCCUCCUACAGCUUUUCAAACCUUUCUUCCCUCGAUAUCGCCGACUCACGUUGAUUUUCCGAUUUUCCGAUCGACUCAUUCAACGUCUGCUGACGUUGAUGUACUGCAAAUGGACUCAGACACUCCUUCGCAGGCUGGCCCUUCAGCUCAUCAUGGAUAUGGGUCUAUAUUUCUGUCGCACGAAGCCACAGAACACAGUUCUGCGACAUUGGACCCUCUUGUGUUCAACUCUCCAUUUUUCCUCUCUGCCUCGCGCACAUUUCAGGAUCAUCUUUUCUCCGGCUGGUUUGCAAAGAAGGCACAAGAUGACCUCGAGCGAUACCAGCAAGGUAUAUCAGAUGGCAGUAUGCAUGCGGACUGGAAAGAUGAAGCCUGGGCUCGUGAUCAUCCGCCAGCAAAGCUAAUAGGAACUCGGGCCACCGACUUGACCGAUCUGGUGAAGCACGGCCUCCUGAAACAGGGCGAUAUCCUGGCUUAUAGACGCGAGUUUCCUUUGCUCAAACUUGUGGUCGAAAAGGAUCUUUUGAUCGACACGAUCUAUCCACGCACGAAUACUCUUAGCAUACUUCUUUCGGCAGGAAGCGAGCGCCGCCUGCAUCCGACCCUGCUUGUAGCAGAGGGCGGUGAAAUAGGUCCCGGAGAACGUAUACGCACAAUUGACGCUAUUGCUGAUCCACUUGCUCUCGAGACUGGCAUUUUGGACGUGGACGGGCGAGUGAGCCGCGCAGACAGGUACUUCACCGACGACGGAAACUUGCACAUGCAUAUGAACUCGUCAAGUGCUAGUAACUCGACGAGUUUGGGAGCGACUGAAGUUACAAGUGCUUCUCGAGCGUGGAAGGCCUUUGUUGUUUGGCGGUGGCGAGAGGAAAUGCGCAAUAACAUUGAGAUGCAGGCGCUGCAGGAGAGAGGUGGUCGAGAGAGGGCCGGAACAUUAUUUUAUCUCAGGGCAUAUUGUCAUGACUGA
Sparassis crispa is the source of this 1047-nucleotide messenger RNA. RefSeq lists its product as hypothetical. The transcript is spliced from 4 exons. Bases 1 to 1047 code for a protein of 348 amino acids. The record is from RefSeq and is a predicted model, not a curated record. Lineage: Eukaryota; Fungi; Basidiomycota; Agaricomycetes; Polyporales; Sparassidaceae.